Messenger RNA from Ochotona princeps (American pika), 1452 nucleotides. It is a transcript of the gene TEX264, whose product is annotated as testis expressed 264, ER-phagy receptor. Gene Ontology annotation, cellular component: autophagosome membrane; nucleus; replication fork. Lineage: Eukaryota; Metazoa; Chordata; Mammalia; Lagomorpha; Ochotonidae. Gene Ontology annotation, biological process: protein-DNA covalent cross-linking repair; reticulophagy. Bases 229 to 1158 code for a protein of 309 amino acids. The transcript is spliced from 6 exons. The record is from RefSeq and is a predicted model, not a curated record.
CACGGCCACGUCCCGCCGCGACAGGGGGCGGAGCGGUGCGUGAGCGGCGGGCGCGCGCAGGCUCCGCCACUGAACCCCGAGCCUCCUGUGCCGACCGGGGUCCGCGCCGGGCAGCUUGCUGAGCCUGGAGCACUCGGGCCCAGCCGGCACUGGAUGCCAUGAAUUGCUAAGAAGGGAGCCCAACCUUUCAGUUGCCUUGAGGGGCGCUGCGCUGGGGGGUCUGGCGCCAUGUCGGACCUGCUGCUGUUGGGCCUGAUCGGGGGCCUGACUCUGCUGCUGCUGCUGACACUGCUGGCCUUCACCACAUACUCGGGGCUGCUGGCUGGGGUGACAGUGAGUGCCGGCUCACCUCCCAUCCGCAACGUGACCAUGGCCUACAAGUUCCACGUGGGACCCUAUGCUGAGACCGGACAGCUCUUCAACCAGAGCUAUAACAUCUCACCCAAACUCCGCUGCAUCGCCAUCUACUAUGACAAUCCCCAUGUGGUGCCAUCUGAGAAGUGCCGCUGUGCAGUGGGUAGCAUCCUGAGCGAAGGUGAGGAAUCGCCUUCUCCCGAGCUCAUCCACCUCUACCAGAAGUUGGGCUUCAAGCUGUUCUCCUUCCCGGCUCCCAGCCACGUGGUGACGGCCAUCUUCCCCUAUACCACUGCCCUGUCUAUCUGGCUGGCUGCCCGUCGUGUCCAUCCUGCCUUGGAUGCCUACAUCAAGGAGCGGAAGUUGUGUGCCCACCCUCGGUUAGAGAUCUAUCAGCAAGACCAGAUCCAUUUCAUGUGCCCGCUGGCACGACAGGGAGACUUCUAUGUGCCUGAGGUUAAGGAGACAGAACGGAAAAGCCGGGGGCUGGUGGAGUCCAGCGAUGCCCAGGUGGAUGGCACAGGAGCAGACACGAUGAGUGACACGAGUUCUGUAAGCCUGGAGGUGCAGCCCAGCAGCCGCGAGGCUUCCACCGUGUUGCCCGGGGCCCGCAGCAGCCACAGUGGUGGUGGUGUCUGGGAUGACGGCGGCGACACCCGCAGUGAGCACAGCUACAGCGAGUCAGGUGCCAGUGGCUCAUCCUUUGAGGAGCUGGAUCUGGAAGGCGAGGGGGCUUUGGGGGAGCCUCGGCUGGACCCGGAGGUGAAGCCUGUGGGGGCCACGUCCGGAACCCAGUACCCCUGAGAAGGGCCAAGAGCAACCUGCAGGCUGCACCCUCCCUAGGUGUGGUUGCCAAAGAACUGAACAGGCUCUCCAGCCAGCACUGGGGGUGCCUGGGGGAACUGAUACCCCACAACCCUAGGUUUCUAGCUAAGCCUUCUCCUCAUUGCCUUCUCUGGUUCGCUAGGGCCAGAGGAGCCAGGGACUAUUAGCAGCACCAACCCCUGGGGCUGUUGCCCCUGUUACCUUUUUUCAAGACUCAUCAUUGGAGCUUCCAGAACCCAGAAUAAAACAAAUGACUUUCUCGUUUCACCUGGA